Petromyzon marinus (sea lamprey) is the source of this 2459-nucleotide messenger RNA. Lineage: Eukaryota; Metazoa; Chordata; Hyperoartia; Petromyzontiformes; Petromyzontidae. The record is from RefSeq and is a predicted model, not a curated record.
UAAAAGUGCCUAGCUCCAGUGGCUUCCUAAUAUCGGAAGGAAAAGCAUUCCAUACGGCCGCAGAAGCGCAUCUGAAAGUGUAUGAUGCAGUGCCUGUCUUUGUUUCAUGGUAAGCCAAAAAGUUUGAUGGUUGGCACCUUGAGAGACCACCAAUAUAAUGCCACUAGGACACAACCUCAACAUCCUCAUGUUGCGUUACAACGAUCAUUGGGCUGCAACCAGCCCAUUCACUAACUGGUGAAGUGACCUUGGCCUGGAUUCCCGUGGCAAGCCAUACCAGCCCAAGCCAAUUCUCACCUGGCCAUGUAGCCACUUCUUAUGGGCCACGUGGCUCGCUUUGCUAAGGAAGGUGGCCAAUUUCAUCUGGGCUGAAUUUCCACUCUUGAAAUUUUUUUUUGUGAAAUCACAAUUGCUCAGCACAGGCCCAAAGGUCCACACUGCUAGGCGGCCAGCAAGUAACGGCACUAUUGUAGGUGUGUAAGAUAGUGUGUUGAAUUGAGCAAAGUAAUACAAACUUUAGUGAAUACACGAGAUGAUGGGAGGGGAUUCCAAAGUCUAGCAAGUUCAAGGAAAUAUGGGAGUAGUAAGAUAAGUGUUUAGUGGUUGAACGUCGUAUGAAUGAGACGAAACGAUCAGUCUGGGUAGUCCGUGUCCUUGACAUCAGAGAGACACGUGUUCAGUAACUUCUCUCAUUUACGUCAAUUUCAGGGCUGUGUUUUUUGUAAGAAUAUUGUGGAAAAUGACGUACUUGCUAUUUUUUUCUUUGAAUACCAUAACCUAGCUCAAUCAGCCAUGGCACGGACGGGGGUGAAGGCGUCAAGCCCGUGGAGCUUCAGAGUUAUUUAAGUGUUGGAAACAAAAAAAUAAGCCAUGCUAAACCAAGAACUGUCGAGCACAGCUCAAGUGUGACGUCUGGUCUCCAUGGAAACCUCGCAUGAAACUGAUUGGACUAACCUGACACGUUCGUCACGUGCAACCAGUCGAGUAUUUAACAACAACAAAAAUACCACCUGUUAAAUAUCAUACUCUUACAAACAUCACUUUGGGCGUCAUCAGAAUAAGACUGUAUUUAAACUGUAGGAAUCCAAUGAACAACGAAGCAUUUUUUUUGCAAAGAUGUCCCAGGUCAGCGAGUUACAACAACAAACGAUACAAACAACGAGAGGAGUACAACGUAGAGAAAAGGGCUUGGACCGGUGACGCUGCAGCUGCAGUUCACGUUGCAAACAUAGUUGGAGUGGCUCCACCACGGCUCACUGUGGGCGAUUCUGCAGAUGGAAGGAAGAUUGUCAUGGCUCACAUCAAGCAUAUUUCACCGUGGAAAGCAACCGGAUCGGAAAAAGAGGACAAUAAUUCCACGCGCGAAUCAACAAAGCGCCUUAUCCAAAGGACGGCAUACCUGGACGAACAAAUGCAGGAGCAUACAAGGCUACGAUCGCCAUCGCUCGGAGUUCCACGGCACGGUUCGACAGCCCGGCCCCACCGUCCCCUCUCUCAGGCGGCUGCCACCACCGCCACCGCCGCCGCCACCACCAUCCCUGCCUUCGCCACAGACAGUGCCAGCUCAAGCGACAAGUCGGCACAGGAGCCGCACACGUCUCCCGCUUCUCACGCGCUGUCUGCACCGAGCCAAAUGGAUUCUCCGGCGCCCGCACCGGCAAACAAAUUCCUCGGCAAAAGGAGCAACAUGGUGUCGGAGCAAGACAUGAGCGACAUCAACUCCCUUUUGACCACGGCGAUGUUGGCAGGAGACAAGGACCCAGAUGACAAGCUCGCAGAACAAACGGCGCUGUGUGGAUGGACCCCACGUGAACCGCCCAACACCGCGUUCAAACUAUUUCACCAGACGCUCGGCGGCACAAGCGGAGACGUCGCAAGGCAGCCACGGCCGGGGACAGCCGUCGUCGGCAGAGCCACUGUGGGAGAAGCAAGGCCAUUCAGCGCUGCUACGGGAAUGAAGAAGAAUAAAACCAACAACUCGCCACGAUUCGGACGGCUCUUUCUCACCGGCGGUGUCUCGAGACCGGCCGCGGAUUUCCGAGGCGCGUACGAAAGAGAGAGCGGCGGCGGCGGCGGCGCCCAGCAGGCCGGUCAAAUCCGUCCGCCACAUCCGGAGCCGUGGCGGACCCUCGAGGGCACGGCGAGACACAAGCCCGUGUCGGGCCGGGCCAAGCUGUCCGCGCGAAUAUUCGCGGAAGAGCCGCGGCGCCGCGUCGGGGAGGUCGCGCCCGCGGACGGCUCGGGCAGGACGCCCGGCGCGGCGGAGGAGGAGGAGACGACGCAGCAGCAGCAGCAGCAGAGGAGAGCCGCCACGCUCUUGCAGAGGCGGCUGGGGAUCGCGGACUCGGGCCUCGUUUGAAGCAGCCGCCGUCGAGAUGAUGGCGGAGAGAGAUGUUAACUCCCCCGCCUGGUACGCAUGAGGUCGUGGGUUCGAUCCCGACCCUGACCCCUGCUGCUGU